Messenger RNA from Cordyceps fumosorosea ARSEF 2679, 864 nucleotides. RefSeq lists its product as hypothetical. The record is from RefSeq and is a predicted model, not a curated record. Gene Ontology annotation, cellular component: mitochondrial inner membrane. NCBI's taxonomy places the organism in Eukaryota, Fungi, Ascomycota, Sordariomycetes, Hypocreales, Cordycipitaceae. Gene Ontology annotation, biological process: potassium ion transport; proton transmembrane transport. The transcript has 2 exons. The coding region runs from base 1 to 864 and encodes 287 amino acids.
AUGCGCCUCUUCCUCGUGCCCGUCUCGACGCGGCGCACGCUCCUGUACGCGCAGCGCCUCGGCGUCACUACCAAGGAGCAGGCCGCGGCGUCGCCGCUCGAUCGGGCCGUCGCCUUCGCCGCGCGCACCUGGGCCGGCUGGGAGAAGCGCGAGCGCGGCUGGCAGCGCCGCGUCGUCGACUACGGUAACCACGCGUUCCGCCGCAUCCCCUUCCCGGAGUGGGGGCUCAAGUCGGUGCCGCCGCUGUCGGCGCGCCGGCGCGCCGAGGAGCUCGCCGGCCGCGACGACGGGGGCAAGGUCGAGGUGGUCUUCCCCGCGUCGGUCAUCCCGGAGGCGGAGGUGGAGAGCGUGGCGCGGAGGCUGGCGACGGAGCGGCAGGCGCUGCACCGCAGGCAGAUGAUGUGGUGCUUUGCGGGCAUGCCCAUCACGCUCCCGUUUGCGCUCGUCCCGGUAAUACCGAACCUACCCUUCUUCUACCUCGCUUACCGCGCCUUCUCCAACUGGCGCGCCAUCGCCGGCGGCAAGCACGUGCAGUGGCUGCUCGACAACAAGCUGCUGGUCCCGGCACCGUCCAAGGCGCUCGACCUGGUGUACGCGCAGUCGCGCGCGCUCGUCGGAGGCGGGAAGGCAAAGGUCGACCCCGAGGCCAAGGAGGAGAUCCUCCUGACGCACGCGCAGAUUCGCACGUGCACGGACGCUCUGGGGAUUCCCGAGCUGGAGACGGAGCUCGACAGGGCCGUCUGGCAGAUCGAGGAGGAGUUCAGAAAGGAGGAGCAGAAGAAACAGGCCGGCGCGUCUUCUUCGCCGAGUAAACCGCCAGAGGAGAAGAAGACCGGGGCGAACGACAACAAGAAGAAUCAGUAA